This is a messenger RNA of Meleagris gallopavo (turkey), 2417 nucleotides long. Lineage: Eukaryota; Metazoa; Chordata; Aves; Galliformes; Phasianidae. The record is from RefSeq and is a predicted model, not a curated record.
AAGCUAUUGAUGUGCACGGCGCAGCAAGCUGUCGUGUUAACCGUUUCCUUGCCUCUCUUUUCCUCUCUGUCUGUGCGAAGGUCGGAUGUGUUCGCCGGUCGCGAGGGAGCGUGGAGCCAGGAGCUGCUGAGUGUGCUCAUCUGCUCGUGCACUGGACCAUGGACUCAUUGAGGGCGUCUCAGGUGUGAAAAUGUCCAGCAGUAACCGGGAGUUAGUGAUUGACUUUGUUUCCUACAAGCUCUCGCAGAAGGGGCACUGCUGGAGCGAGCUGGAGGAAGAGGAUGAGAACAGGACUGACACUGCAGCAGAGGCAGAGAUGGACAGCGUCCUCAAUGGGAGCCCAUCCUGGCACCCGCCUGCCGGCCACGUAGUGAAUGGAGCCGCCGUGCACAGGAGCAGCCUGGAAGUUCAUGAAAUUGUUCGAGCAUCUGACGUGAGGCAGACGCUGAGAGAUGCAGGGGAUGAGUUUGAGCUGAGGUACCGGAGGGCUUUCAGCGAUCUCACCUCCCAGCUCCACAUCACCCCUGGCACGGCGUACCAGAGCUUUGAGCAGGUAGUGAACGAACUCUUCCAUGAUGGUGUGAACUGGGGGCGCAUCGUGGCUUUCUUCUCCUUCGGAGGGGCUUUGUGCGUGGAGAGCGUGGACAAGGAGAUGCGGGUACUGGUGGGACGCAUUGUGUCUUGGAUGACCACGUACUUGACCGACCAUCUAGACCCCUGGAUCCAGGAGAAUGGCGGCUGGGAGCGCUUUGUGGACCUGUAUGGGAAUAAUGCUGCUGCCGAGCUGAGGAAGGGCCAGGAGACCUUCAACAAAUGGCUCCUGACCGGGGCGACCGUGGCCGGAGUGCUUCUGCUGGGAUCCCUGCUGAGCCGCAAGUGACCCCGUGGUUGUGUCCCCUGGCACCAGGAUGGCUGCGCCUUCACCGCCACAUCCACUACCCAGCUCCCGAGCACCACCACCAUCACGGGGCACUCACCCCGCUCCACGGAGCUUCCUCCCUUGCGCCGCCAGCUCCUUUUAUUGUAGCCCCUCUCAUUUACCGUUCCGUUGUAUUUUAAAGGCGCUGAGAGCCAUGCAGCACUUCAGCCAACAGCUCCCAGUGCUGGGCAGAUCCCACCAGUAGUGGCUAGAAGGUGUCCCAGCCCUGCAGGAUCCUUUAGAUCACUUUGAAAAGAAUAAACAGACUUAUUUUUGCAUGUGUGAGUGCGUGCGUGUGUGUAGAUGUGUCACUAAUAUAAAAUUCCUCAGCCAGAGCGAGGAUCUGGGCUCCAGCCUCCGGCAGGGUUCCUGCUACCAGCCCUGCCCUGCUGCAGCAGCCUGGCCACCACCGGGACAGGGCUGAGCUUUGCCAUCCCUGCCAUAUCUCUCGAUUGUCCCCUGCUCGCCUGGCACUGCAGUGAGGCAGAGGACACUGGGAGAAGGCUGAUGGUGAGUAGCCCCAGACUUGCCUGGCAGCCCCAGAGCCUCUGUCCCUGCACCUACACUAGGCACAGGGCUGUACCUCCUCCUCUUAACCCCCUCUUCCUCACCCCUCUCCCUGUGCUCAGAGUUGCUGUGUGGCACUGCAUGCCCUCCUUUGUGCCCCAUGUCCGUCCCUCCCCACACACCCCACGUCAGGACCCCGCUUUGCUGUUGGAUUGGGGCCGGGAUGGAGGCAGGGGAAUUAAGGAGCACUUCCCCUUCCUGCAGACGCGCAGCCAGGGUGGGGAGGUGGCACAAGGGGCUCUCCAUUGGGACCGCAGCAUCCCAGCAAGCGCAGGAGCACGGAAUGGGUGUGAAACAACCAGGGGAUCAGGACCCCACGGGCAGCAGAUAGCACAGGAUGAGGCUCUUGUACAUCCCCAGGACCACAGCAGGGGGACGGCUGGGGUAGGCGAGAGCCUAUGGGACCAAUGUAAUGUAGAAGCCAGACCCAGGGGUGGGAGCAGGGCUGAGUGGGUGGCAGAAGCUGAGGGCUGGUGGCCACAUUCUGCCAGCUGCUGCUGCUGGUCCCCAUAGCACAGGCAGUGGGGUCCCCGUCCUGUGGUGUGGCUGUGAUGGAUGUGUGAAAUGAUAGAGGUGACCACACUGCUUCCUCAGGAGCAACUCCUCAUCCCUGGGAGACCACCAGGGCCUCCGGCUGUCCCGGUGGGCUGGGCUGUGUACAUAGCGCCUGCGCUCUGCUGUACAUAUCCGAGUAGUUUUUAUUCAUUUGUGAAUACUCUAAUGCUAUUUUUGUUAUCUGUAUGUCUGUAUUUAUGUGCGGUGCCAUGCUCUGCAGAGGGCUGGGGCCGGGCUCCUCUGCUGAUGGAGCACUUGAGAGAGUGGGGUGUGAGUGGGGUGUUCUCCUACCCCAGCUCCCCGGCCCUGCGGGGCAAGCGCUGAACGCUUUGGUUUGCAGGUGGAGGUGAGCCCACAAAUAAACUCUGUGAUUGGA